UGCAGCUCUGUGAAUGCAGAGGAUCUCCCUCUACAGCCUCAGAACUGUUGGCUGUGCUGUCAGAACCCUGGGAGGUUUGUGAUCCCUUUUUAGCUUUGCUUUAAUGAGGGUCUAGGUUUAAAAUCCUAACGCUGCUUUAACUGGAAACACCUGUAUUAAUAAUCCACCUGAGUCCAAAUCCAGUUUUGUGUAUUCAUCUCACUAUAAAAAAAAUCACAGGACAGACAUUGUUAAGCUUCUUCAAAGAUUUUGUAACACGAGGGUGGAGGGGAACGAAGAAAACUCUAUUAGCAAUUGAUUUAAAGUGCUGAAACAGUAGAUCCUGUGGUAAGGAACUGAUGGGUGACUCAGAAAGGACGUUAUUUUAGCAGUAUUUGAGGCUAAGCAGGGACUGUAAAAUCCACAUCUGCCAUAGAACAAAGAUAUCUGCCAAGUCAAAUCCAGCGCAGUGAAAGAGAUGCAGCAGCUUGGGCUUUUUGUGCUCAGUUGGAGAAGUUGGAAGGUAGAGGGGAGCGGGGGCGAGGAGCUCUUAUCUUACAGCAAGGAACAAAGGAGGAUGUUCAGAUAGAUAAUCAUCCCUCUGGAAUGAUGAUACAUGCAAAAAUGAAUCCAUCUGAGCUGCGUCUCCCAGCCAUCAGCACCCGAGGGAAGUUUCCAACUCAGAAUUUCGAUCCAAAGGAAAAAUUGUGUUUUCUGAGUGCUGUCCUCAUCCUUCGGUCCUGCGCUGUUGGCAAUGACAAUCUUGUGUCUAAUGAGCUCUUCUGAGCUGUAAGUAAUUCAAGGCCAGGCUGGAUGUGGCUCUGGGCAGCCUGGGCUGGUGGUUGGCAACCCUGCACAUAGCAGGGGGUUGAAACCAGGUGAGCAUUGUGGUCCUUUUCAACCCAGGCCAUUCUAUGGUUCUGUGAUAAUGCUGAAUGCAUUUCCAAGAGAGCGUUGCAGUUGGACACACUUAGCAAAGUUAUUUCAAAAUUAGAGUUAACAGCAUCCUAAGACCAGACUGGCAGCUGUGAUACAUUGUUGUAAUUCCCUUUAAACUCUCGUAAGUGUUGGACACAUUUUCCUCCUAAAGAUGUGUAUGUCUGGCUUACCUCCCAGUGCCAGGAGAGUGCAUCUUCCAGCAGUACCCUGCAGAUCCAGGCUGUGUGUGUGUGUGCUCCUUGAGCUGGAGCAGCACUCCCAUCCGACCCAUCCUCCUCCUGCAGAACAAGGCAAAAACAGCAACACAACACAUCAGCAAUGUUCCUCGCCACAGUGUUCCCACUUCUGUUGUGCAGAACUAACCAAAUCUGCUACAACUGGAAGCAGUGGUUUGUUUUGGUCACAACCCUGAGGAAGUAUCUUCCAGGGGGUUGCAGGUGAGAAUGAGUGUCCUUAUUCCUCAUACAGCAAACGCAUCCUGUGCAUGGCAUUACAGUGCAGAAGCCAGGUGAGCGUUUGCUGUUGCUUUUUCAUUAGGAGUUGGAUUUGGAAAUCUACAUCACCGUUCUGAAACUGCUGUUGACAUCUGUACAUCAUAUAACGAUCAAACUGCCAUUGACAGCAGUUCCCCUGUUCCCUUUUCACAGCUCCUCUCUUUCUCCAACACGUUCUUGUAUACCUGGAGCUCAAAAGUUCCUUUUUAAAUAUAAAGCAAGUACUGCUAAAUAGAUAUGUGUUAUAUAUAUAUAUAUAUAUGUACAUAUGGGAACAAAAAGUGCUGUGGGAAGGUUUGAUGGCACUGACCUGACACUGAGCUGGUGGCUGAGCUGCUGCCUUAUGGAGCCGGUUGUGUUUAAUUGCUGUCUGUAACUUUUGAAUGGGCAAUGACUGUAUUCCAGUUUUUAUUCUUUGGACAACGAAUUCAUUCCUUCUGUUUUGGAAACAAGCCCUGUAAGUGGAAGCUGUGGGAGUAAGUCAGCUGAGGGUUUUUUGGUUGGUUUUUGUUGUGUGUUUUUUUUUCUUCUCCAUAUUUUAAUUCCCUGCCAAGGUAGCUGGCCAGCUGACUCACCAGAUGGAGCUGUAGGCUCGUUGUUCCCCACUAAGCAGCCCUCAUUCCAUCCCUGACCAAAGCUGUUAUAUGAAUCUGAUGUCUUGGCACCAGCAAGGCAAGCAGCCAGAACCAUUCAGCAGCACAUUUACUGAUCUCUGGUGUGAGAACGAUACGGAUCCGUUUGCUCUUGGUGAUGUAGAGGAGUCCAUGCUGUAGCAUUGGGACAGCAGGGUGAUAAAUGGCUCUGCGGGAUCCCUGGGAGAGAACAGGGCUCGGGCAUGGGCAGCUCAGCAGUAUUUUGGGGAGAGGACUGCUUGGGAAGCAAGGGAGUCCUUCAGAAAGUGGAUUGCUGGGGCGGUGUGUAGGUGAUGGGCAGAGUUCAUAGAGCUCAGGCUGUGCACAUCCCUGAGGGUGUGGAUGCCCCACAGAACCCCCCUUGGUCGAGGGAGGGCAGUGACACAGGGCAGAACUGACUGCAACAACUGGGUUAUGCAGAUGUCUUCAAAGGGCAGAGUGAGAACAGCAGGACACAAAAUCUUGAGCCUAGAAAGCAGCAGCCAGGGAUUCAGGAUGAGCACAAGAUGCUGUUUUACCCCCUCUACCUGCACCCCAGUCAUGUCCUGGAAGCACAGAAGCACAUAUCUGAUCCUUAAUGAGGCCAAGGGAGAAUUUUUUUCAGCUCUCAUUAUGGCAAACCCAAACUCAGCGCACUCUCAAAGUGUCCUUGGUAGAAAUCACAAACAUUUGUUGUUUGCUUUUUUAUUUUCUCUUGUGCUUCAUUAACAGAGCAGAAAUCAAUUGCUCCUGGGGGCUGCAGCCUGAACUGUUCCUGCUUGCUGUGCUGUGAGCAGGCAAGCAGCUACAGGACGUGGAAGAAUGUGUUUGUAGUUAAGGAAUCUGAACGUCCCUGGGAUUCUUUUCUUACUGCUGUCAGGCUGCCCUUGCUGAGGUUUUGUGCCAGAGGCAAAAUGCAGCUUCUCAUUUUCACCUUCAGAGUUUUGCUUUCUGCUUCUCCCAGCGGGUGAUACAGAUAAAUGUUCAGACAGUUUGUCAGAGAGGGCAUCGUUCAAGUGCUUAGAGAAACCUUAAGAAAACCUUUACAUCUUUUUCUUGACACUACAUUGUUGUGAAUGCGCUUCCUGAUCACUUUUGGAAAUAUUCUCUGUGCAGAAAUUAACACAAACUGAGCUUUUAUAGACAAAGUUAUGCCAUUCUGAACACAUUUGAAUAGGAUAAGAAACGUAGAAUGGCUUGGGUUGGAGGGGACCUCAAGAAUCACGAAGUUCCAACCCCCUGCCACCCCCAGGGCCACCAACCUCCCCAUUUCAUAGCAGCCCAGGCUGCCCUGGGCCCCAUCCAACCUGGCCUUGAACACCUCUAGGGAUGGACAGGGCAUCCACAGCCUCUCUGGCAGCUGUUCCAGCACCUCACCACUCUCACAGUAAAGAACUUCCCUUGAGGAGCAGUUAGCAGUGCUCACUGAUGAUGGGGGCUCUCCCAUUCAUCCCUUGGCUGUGUUCUGUUGUGCCAUGUGUUGUCCUAUAGCACUUGGAAGAGGGUUGCUGAGCUGGUGGUGUUCCUGUCUGACAAAACACGUAGUUUGGUUCCCAUCAUCCUUAUUUCUAAAACAAUUAAAGAAACAAAAGAAAUCACACGGCUCAAUUAUAAGACUUGCAAGUAGAGCCCAAGAGAUCAUCACACACAAUUUCAAGCUUAACUCAUUAAGCACCAUAGCCCAGCUUGUUUUCAAAGAAAGAUAAAACCAAAAGCUGGAAAUCCUGCAUGGAAGAUACCUAAGCUGGUGUCUGUCAUUUCUUCAGAAUCCAUUUCCCUCAGUGCUCCCAUGGUGCUCCAACACAACAUUCCUCCCUGCUGCAUGGAUCUGGAAUCCGAACACAUUGAUUUGGAACUGAGAAAAAUUACAGUUGGAAAAACCUUUGCAACGCCUCAGAAUUUGGGUUUGGGGUGUCUGUGAGGCCAUCACUAUUCACAUCACAAUUGCUUUGGGUGGAAGAGGCGUUCUUAAUUGAAAGAAAUGCAGUGGUGCUGCUGCAGCCCAUUGAAUGGAGCAGGGAGGCUGAAGCUCCCCCAGCUCAGCAUUCAAACGCCUCCGCUGUGCGUGUCUGGGGGUGUGGAAGGGCAAAGAGGUGAAAUGCCCUCGGGUCAUCACUGCUGUUUGGAUGGAUUAUUUAUCAUCAGGGUCACCCCACAGGAGAGCACAUCUCCGCUUCACGUUUGGUGACACCUGUUUUCUGUGCCAGGGCAGGGGAAUGGCUGGAAUGGAAUGCAAGCCUUAGGUAACGAGUUCCCUACAGGAACAGGGGGAAACCAGACAGCCCCAACUGCUCCCACCCCUCACAGAGGCAGAGGAGAACUCAGAGGCUCCUGUUGAUGUUCUGAGCAAUGUUUCAAAGUGCUGAAACUCGGUGAAUCGCUUUGGAAUCUCUUCUACAUGCAUGGGGAUGGAUGAGACAGACGUUGCAGGAACGUGCACAGGUGUCCUUCGCUGCUCUGAGAGCACAUUUGCUUUCAGUGGCUGUGAUGAGCUCAGCGCAGGGUCUUCUCUCACAGAAGGGCUCUUCCUGAUUGAUGUAUUUAGCCUGAUAGCAUCUGCAAACACCACAGAAACAUUUGUGGCCUUGAGAUGCAGAAAUCACCCAACCAUCCUCAUUAUUGUCUACAAUUCUGCAAGGAAAAAGAAUACCAUAAAUGAGAUUUUGGAACACGAUGCAUUAAUAACACUUAGGCAUAGCUGCCUUGGGCAUAAGGGCAUCAUCUCUAUCUUUUCUUAGUUGCAUCAUGCAAUGAAAUCAGCCUGGCCACGAUCCUGUGUUUAAAAUAAUCUCAUGUGCUGCACCCAAGCCUUGUGCAAAACACCAGCAGAAGGAGCAGCGUGCAGUGAUCCCACAUUGCAUGUAUUGAAAAUAAGAGAGAAAAAAAAAGGGAGAGCACCUCAGAAAGCAGCACCUGGCUGCUUGCCCCGACAGCCACACUCCUCAGAGCUGAUUUCUGUUAAAUAAAGCAACUUCUCAUUUUGGAAGGAAGCUCUUUCCUUGUUUCUUUCGGUGCGUUUGUGACACAAGAUGCCAGAACCCCAAAAACUACAGAGAAAGUGGGGCUGCAGUGCACACUGCUCCCAUCAACCCGCACUGCUGUCAGACACAAAACCCAACAGCACGAGGAGUUUGGAGGUGGAAGUUGUAGAGUCCUGUCAACCAAGCCACCCCCACGCACCAGUUCUAUUUCACACUGACAAAAGCUGAGAUGAAUGAGUUGCUGUCUGGCCCUUCCCACUUUGGACAGCCAUUGGCUGGCUUGGUUCUAAAAAGGAUUUAAAAAAGGGGAAUGAUUUGCCUGGGCUUGGGAACUGAGGCUGUCAGGGUGCUGAGGAGCCGAGCCGUGAGCUGCCACCAUGCAGAUCUCCUGGGCUGUGUGCUCUGUCUGCGUCCUCAUCCAAAUCGCAUCCCGGGCAGCUGGAGGAUGGCAAGUGUUCAAAAAUGAUGCGACAGAAAUCAUCCCUGAGAUCACCGAAAAUACAGAGACCCCCAUGGAGCAGAUUUACAGCAACAACAACACGAUGAACCAGGCAAAGCACGGGGGAAGGCACAUACAUCACACGCUAACACCCUUCUCCUUUGCAGAUGUCUCCGACUUCAGCUGCAGAGAGAUGCGCAUCACCCGCUACGUGACGGAGGGGCCGUGCCGCAGCCUGAAGCCCGUGAAGGAGCUGGUUUGCUCGGGGCAGUGCGUCCCAUCCCACCUCCUGCCCAACUCCAUCGGCAGAGGGAAGUGGUGGAGGCAGAACUCCCCGGAUUAUCGCUGCAUCCCGGCUCACACCCGCACGCAGCGCAUCCAGAUGGCGUGUCCCGACGAUGAGACUCGGACUUACAAAUUCCGAGCGGUCACAGCCUGCAAGUGCAAGCGAUACACUCGAUACCACAACCAGUCUGAGCUGAAGGACUUUGGGAAGGAGCCUGCCAGGCAGCAGAAGAACAAGAAAUCACGUCUGUCCCGAGCCAGGAGCAGCAAACCGAACCAGCAUGAGCUGGAAAAUGCCUAUUAGGAGGUCGUGCCAAGUGAUGCAGCCCAGCAGCUCUGGAUAUUUUAUACCAUAUACAAAAACGGCAUGCACAGGCCGAGCACAAGGGUCUGACUGCAGGUGGUUCCAAUUCCUUCUGCUACGCUGGGUCUAAGGCUCACAUAGUCAAAAUCCAUCAGAUGAUAGCGGUUAUGGUCUGAUAAGAGAAUGAGAUAAACCGAGCUGGUGGGAGCAGCAGCUACGUUCAGUUUGAGAGGAGGGGACACCCUGGGGGUCAGCAUGAGGCCACCUGGUUUGUACAAGGAGGGGGAGGCGAGGCUGUUAGGGUACAGCCACAGCACACCUGGUUAGGAGUCGUUCUGCUUGUGGACGUGGAAGGAAUGCCACAUCCCUUUCCCUUUUCUGAAUCCCGUGGUGCAGGACAAGUGAGGUGGGGCACUGCAGUCCCAUGGGGUUGGGGAUGCUGGGGUUGGGGAGGCUGGAGCUGGGUCUCAGCUGGAGCCAGGCUGCCAGAAGGGAACGUCCUCUGCCAGGUGUCCUCAUGCCCCAGUGGUUUCCUUCGAGAAAGAAAACCAAAAUAUGACAUUUGUGCUCUUGUAAAUGUGACCAAUCCAUGUCACACUUCUAAUUAGAAUGCUGUAGGGCCAACAGGUUCAGAACUGAGAACUGACAACCAAACCAUCCUAUUCUUUUAGGAGCAAGGGUUUGGGUUAGGACCAGUUAAGCGAGUUCUCCUAAGGGAAGCAGUUUUAGGAAAUGGAUGCUCCUCUCAAGAGAGAUAACCUCACUGAUGUUUGUCUUGUAAACAGCUAAUGAUGUGCACAGUUUAGCAUUUAAAAAAUACUGAUUAGUCCUGCUUUCCUAGUACACAACUGACUUUAGUAUCAACCUAGAUAUCUCAGUGUACAUUUCCUAUUCUGUAGCCUUUGAAUGACUUGGCCAUACACCUUGUAGAGCUAAGACUGUGCAAGCCAAGUUCUGGGAGAAGGGUUCUGCAUGAGAAGUGGGCCUCUGCUAAUCUGAAAGUCAUGAAUUCCUUUAGAAAAAUCUUUGUUAUGUGCAGCUCUGGUACAUCUUUAGUUUGACAGCAACUGUACUUCUCAACAUUCAGACUGAAGUUUGUUUUUCCAUUAAAGAAUAUUACUGGGAAGUGAAUAGCCACACGCUGUACGUAUCCUGUAGAAGUGCUAGGCCUAGAAUCAGACAAACACAACUUGGGAUAAAGGCAGUUCCUCUCUGUUCUUAUUUUCUGUCUAGAGCUUAUGCAGAGAUCAUACCAACUAUGGCAAUUUGCCAUGUUGAUUAUAGAUUUUGCAGUUAUUUUAUGUGGGACCAGAAUCUAGAGAGAAAAGCUAUUGUUUCAAAGAGUGAAUUAUGUAUUUAUUUUGUCUCAAAAAUUAUUUAUGCAACGUUUUCCCUUGUAGAGAAUGAGAAGUUAAACUGCUUGAAAAAUCUU
This is a messenger RNA of Tympanuchus pallidicinctus (lesser prairie-chicken), 7464 nucleotides long. RefSeq names its product sclerostin (gene SOST). Gene Ontology annotation, biological process: negative regulation of BMP signaling pathway; negative regulation of Wnt signaling pathway; ossification. Gene Ontology annotation, molecular function: BMP binding. The record is from RefSeq and is a predicted model, not a curated record. Lineage: Eukaryota; Metazoa; Chordata; Aves; Galliformes; Phasianidae. The coding region runs from base 5382 to 6032 and encodes 216 amino acids. The transcript has 2 exons.